Molecule: messenger RNA, 351 nt
Organism: Brassicogethes aeneus
Lineage: Eukaryota; Metazoa; Arthropoda; Insecta; Coleoptera; Nitidulidae
Source: the annotation of a GenBank genome assembly
AUGGCAUCUCCAUCAACUGUUGAUAAUAGUACAUAUAUGAAAACAGUUCCAAAAGACGGAGUCUCUUUGGAAGGCGGCAUCGUGAGCGUGAGUGCGGACGGCAACACCACCACCAGCACGCUGGUGUUCACCCCUAGUUCUGCAGACCACGGCCUAAUUCUGACGUGCAAAGCAUCGAACCAACGCAUCCCGUUCAGCGAGCAGCAGAGCACCUGGAUGCUGCGGGUCCUCUACCCGCCCAAAGUCACGCUCUCCUUGGGACAUGGCCUCGAUGCCCAGGACAUCAAGGAAGGCGCCGACGUCUAUUUCGAGUGUCAUUUGAUUGCCAAUCCAUGGCUGAUUCAUUUCUGA